Messenger RNA from Pygocentrus nattereri (red-bellied piranha), 4611 nucleotides. RefSeq names its product leucine rich repeat neuronal 2 (gene lrrn2). The transcript has 2 exons. The record is from RefSeq and is a predicted model, not a curated record. Gene Ontology annotation, molecular function: protein binding. The coding region runs from base 649 to 2820 and encodes 723 amino acids. NCBI's taxonomy places the organism in Eukaryota, Metazoa, Chordata, Actinopteri, Characiformes, Serrasalmidae.
UACGCCGCUCAAGCAGGCUAGCCGCUGACAGUAACAGUCGCACAGAGAGAGAGAGAGAGAGAGAGAGAGAGAGAGCGAGUGAACGGAGAGAGCAGCACAGAUCCAUCCUCUGUAGCACGCCUACACAGUGUCAGUAAUAAAGACACAGUGCUUUAGGUCGGGGGCUAAAGACAGGUCUGUAAGCGUAAUCCUGGGAGAGGUGGUAAAGGCGGCGUCGUGAAAAAGAAGACAGGUUGACUGGAAAAGAAGGCAACAAAAAAAGCCAGAGGAAAGAAGAGAGGAAGAGCAGAAGACGAGAAAGCGCCUGUGAUGCACAUAGAUGUUCCGUGUCAUGUGAUGGUAUGCCUCUGAAGAGCUCCUGAAUCCCUUCUAUCACACCACAAUGUAAGAUCAAUGGAUUAAAUACAGAACCAAACCCAUUUUUGGUGUUAUAUUUGAAAGCUGUCAAAGCAAGAAAGUUCACUUUCAACUUUUUUCCACCAGACUGGAAAAGAUGAAACAGAGAAAACUUAAUUUUGCAGACAACUUAUUUGCAAGACUCAAGUGAACUGGGCUCAUCUAUCUCAUGGACAGAUAAGCAAAAUAAGAUAAAAAAGGGCCAAAAAAAGGUCCUGUACACAGAGAUAACAAAAGUAAUUAACUUCAGUGAUGAAAAUGAGAGUGAUUACAAAGUUCUUUGUGCAUAUUCAUCUCCUGUUUGGAGUUGCAAGCUCUCUGGUUAUUCAUUCCAUGCCCUGGAGGGUACCAUGUCCUCACCAAUGUGUCUGCCAGAUCAAGCCCUGGUACUCUCCCCAGUCUGUGUACAGAGAGGCUCCUACUGUUGACUGCAAUGAUCUUCUACUUACCCAGCUGCCCACAUCCCUCCCUCCAGAGACACAAACACUCAGGCUGCAGAGCAAUCUCAUCAGUUCCCUGGAUCAGAACGAACUACAAGGUCUUGCUAAUCUGACUGAGUUGGAUCUCUCUCACAACAGUUUCAUCAGUAUUCGUAACCUGAGAAUCACUGACCUGCCAGCUCUUCUCAGCCUACACAUGGAGGAAAACCAGCUGAGGCACCUGCCGGAAGCAGCUUUCUCUGGACUGCCUAGCCUUGAGGAGCUAUAUCUCAAUCAUAACAGGCUCAGAAGCAUUGCUCCUGGGGCUUUCAAAGGUUUAGAUAAUCUUUUGAGGCUUCAUCUUAACUCUAACCAUCUUGUGAUAAUUGACAGGCGUUGGUUCCAUGCUUUGCCUCAGCUGGAAGUCCUCAUGAUUGGGGGAAAUCCAGUGGACAUUAUCCAAGAUCUCAACUUCAAACCUCUUGGAUCUUUGCGCAGCCUAGUUCUGGCAGGCAUGGGCUUGCGUGAAAUCUCAGAGAGAGCUCUCGAAGGGCUUCUGAACUUGGAGAGCAUCAGCUUCUAUGAUAACCAUCUGACCAAAGUCCCAAAAGAGGCACUGCAGAAACUGCCAGGCCUGAAAUUUCUGGAUCUAAACAAGAACCCAAUUCAGCUGGUGCAAAGAGGGGACUUUAGGGACAUGCUUCACCUGAAGGAGCUUGGUUUGAACAACAUGGAGGAGUUAGUCUCCAUUGAGCACUCAGCAAUGGAAAACCUGCCUGAGCUCACCAAGCUUGAAAUUACAAACAAUCCACGACUGUCAUACAUCCAUCCUCAGGCUUUCCAGAAACUGCCGAGCAUGGAGAGUCUCAUGCUCAACAGUAAUGCCUUGAGUGCCCUGCACCGGCAGACUGUGCGGUCUCUGCCAAGCUUACAGGAGAUCAGUCUGCACACCAAUCCCAUUCGCUGUGACUGCCUAAUUCGCUGGGUGGGUGCAGAGGAUGACAAACCAGUUCGUUUCAUUGAGCCUCAGUCCACAUUCUGCUCUGAACCCCCUGAGUUAAAAGCCAGGAGAGUGAAAGAAGUUUCCUUCAGAGAAAUGGCAGAUAGCUGCCUGCCUUUGAUAGCCCCAAGCACAUUCCCAUCCUACAUCCAAGUCAAACAUGGGGAUAACAUAGCCCUUCAUUGCCGAGCCCUGGCAGAGCCAGAACCAAAUAUCUACUGGGUCAUUCCAAAAGGUUUAAGGUUAACUCCUUCCACCAGCUUUGGACAUUACCAGGUUUUAACAGAGGGUACUCUGGAGAUCUUCGGAGUUACCCCUGAGGAGGCUGGUUUCUACACUUGUGUGGCACAGAAUCUGGUUGGGGCUGACACAAGGAGCUUGACAUUAAAGGUGGAAGGAGCAAGCAGGGCUCACAUGACAAGUGCUCAAAGAAGUAAGGAUAGUCUUGAGGUACGAGAUAUCAAAGAACACUAUGCUGUACUGUCUUGGCAAUCUGGCCACAACGUUCCUUCUGCCCGACUCUCUUGGAUAGCUAAUGGCAGCUUGGAAGAUCACCAUAGGCAUAGUACCCGAAUACUGGCUGGCACUAGGGGUUUCAACCUAACUCGUCUCCAACCAGGAACCCACUACAAGAUUUGUCUGCAUAUGGGGCCAAAUGACACCUCCUGUGUCCAUCUCAGGACUAAAGAGGUGCCCGUGGUAGCUCCUUCUCCAGACUUAACCCCGGCAGUCCUACUGGCCAUGUCAGCUCUUCUACUUCUGCUAGCAGCCAGAGCUUGUCAAGGGGGAGCAACGCUCAACUGGAAAGAGCAGACACCAGAGUUUGAAAAACCCCAUACCACCAUUUUGACCCAGGAGGCAAAGGCUUUUAUGGCUCCAGCAGUGUCUCUGAAAGAACCACUUCAGGAGUACAGAGAUAAACUCUCAUCAGAGGGCAGUGGAAAGGAGAUCAGUGAUGCUCAGCCAGGGCAUGAUGCUCAGGGGCCAACAAAAGAGGCAUGUUGAGUUCAAGAGUGCGAAGAGGAUGUGCCACAGAAACCGUGCAAGCUUUGUAAAGCUACUCACAGUACAGCUCUCAGACAGUCUAAACUAACAGUCUCCUGAAACAAAAAUAGAACUUUACUUGCCAGAUCUGCAUUACAAAGAGAGUGUUCCCAAUUACAAGUACAGUGAUGUAAUAAAAGAGAUCUCAUUUGUGUUUAUUUUAUAAUGGAAAACAUACAACACAUGUAUAAUGAAAGCAUUUGUUCAUGUAUUCACAUACAGAAACACAGAGAAAACUGAGGUUGAUGCGGGUUACAGGAGAGCUCUCGAUUAUUAAUUCUGUUUGUAAGCAACUUCUGAACUUCACAAGUCUGCUAUCACCACAGACCUGAGGGUUUCAACAUGAUAUGAAGCACUCAUAUAUUUUUCAUACUGAUGAAGAGACUGAUUUGACAUGUGGGUAAUGGAAUUAAUCGAAAGACAUUCCAAGGCUCUCAACUUUAGCCAAAAGGAGAGGAAACUGUUGUCCAAUAGAAUGUUCUCCUGAUGUGAGUAGUUGAGUUCUGUCAUUUUUCUAUUUUUAAAAAUAUGAUACAGGCCUAUUUAAUAACAAAGAUCAUGUUUAAGAACAGGCACUGAAAGGACGCAUAAAAGAAAAGGAAAUUUUUGUUUUUUUUAAUAUGUUGCAUAACCAUACAUUCAAUAUCUUUAUUUGCUAAUAUGAGCUAAACUGAGUGCAGUACAGAAAGGCCCCGCUCUGUCGAGAGAUAUACUAAUCUCAGAAAUGUUCAUAUCCAGUGGAGACAGGCUGAAGUGAUCUCUUGUUAAAGAUGGACACAUCUUUUACAUCUGAGAGGGGCCUCCCCCACAUACCUCUGGGCUAAUUGGGGCUCUGCGCUGUUGCGUCCCCUCCAAAAAAUGCCAAAAGCUCUGACAAUGGCUGAUUAGCAACAGACAUUCAGCCAUGACCCACUGUGUGUGUACCAGUGUCUCUGUUCAACCUGACAUGGAAGGAAAAAGAGACUGUGGAAGACAGAUGCAACAGGAACAUUUCAGGAUUCAAGCAAUGCAGGCCAACAUGUGAACAGUGAAUCAAGACGUCAUUUUUCACAUAUCAUCAUCUUUGUUAAAAAAAAAAGCAGAAAAAGAACAAAAAGAAUAUGUCAGUUAUCUUUCUCUCUCAAAAGUGAUGGAAAGAACGGACGUUAGACCUGUCACUCUGCUAAUGGGGACACAUCCGAAGAUAGUGCAGACUCCUCUUUGUGCAAAUGGAUAAGAUUGAAUACAAAACAAUAUCUUUUCCUCAAUAGCUUGUCAGGUGUCUUUAUUCAGCGAAGAGCUCUGCGCUCAACCGUCUAGAAGACCCAGCAUCAUUGAAUGACAUACGUAUGCUGAAGAGGGGUUAACCAGGCGAAAAGGGAGUCCUUCGUUUUUUUAACUGAAACAAGGGAACUGUGAGCAGCACUAUGGAUUAUGAGCUCUGCUCCUAUCACUUCUCAAAUGUGGGGAACCCCUUUUUCUACAGUACAUCAUUUAUGGUAAUCCUGCUUUGUUUGAGUUUUUGUCAGUUUGUGGUUGAUGUGCCCCCUCGUUUCAGUAAUCCUCGCUCUAACUAAAUGCAGCCCUCUUUAUUUUCCAUUUGAUAUCAUUUGUUUGUUGGCUACUGUUUAUUUUCCAUCACCUCAAAAGCUGUAUAUACAGUAAAUCACCCUGAAUUUCCUAUUCAGUGUUCCUCUUCCCUUUCAGAAAUAAUUUAGAUGACUGUGUUAAAUUCUAUUUUGAGGUAUUAUUAAACCAUUUUGGACUGAUAAA